Acanthisitta chloris (rifleman) is the source of this 1928-nucleotide messenger RNA. RefSeq names its product solute carrier family 16 (monocarboxylate transporter), member 7 (gene SLC16A7). The record is from RefSeq and is a predicted model, not a curated record. Gene Ontology annotation, cellular component: membrane. Gene Ontology annotation, biological process: monocarboxylic acid transport; transmembrane transport. Gene Ontology annotation, molecular function: monocarboxylic acid transmembrane transporter activity. The transcript has 4 exons. The coding region runs from base 12 to 1454 and encodes 480 amino acids. Lineage: Eukaryota; Metazoa; Chordata; Aves; Passeriformes; Acanthisittidae.
GAGACACAAAAAUGCCACCAGCAGCAGGAGCACCGGAUUACCCACCUCCUGAUGGAGGCUGGGGAUGGGUUGUAGUCUUUGGGGCUUUUAUCUCCAUUGGAUUUUCCUAUGCAUUCCCCAAAGCCAUCACAGUAUUCUUCAAAGAAAUACAAGAAAUCUUCCACACAUCGUACAGUGAGAUAGCUUGGAUAUCAUCGAUAAUGUUGGCUGUCAUGUAUGCAGGAGGUCCCAUAAGCAGCAUUUUGGUGAAUAAGUAUGGUAGUCGGCCUGUGAUGAUGGCAGGUGGUGUCCUGUGUUCAUUUGGAAUGAUUGCAUCCUCUUUUUGCAGUAGUGUCCUGGAACUGUAUAUAUGUAUUGGUGUGGUUGGAGGUCUGGGUUUAGCAUUCAACUUACAGCCUGCCUUGACCAUGAUUGGCAAGUAUUUUUACAAGAAGCGUCCCAUUGCUAAUGGAUUGGCCAUGGCUGGAAGUCCAGUGUUUCUGAGCACAUUGGCACCUCUCAAUCAAUUCCUCUUUAAUGCUUUUGGCUGGAAAGGAAGCUUUCUUAUUCUGGGAGGACUUCUUUUGAACUGCUGUGUGGCUGGGUCACUUAUGAGACCUGUUGGACCGAAAACAGUCCCUCCUGGGAAAAAAGAUGUUGAAAAAGGCACAGGAGAUUCUGCCUUGCACAAAAACAACAAGAAGUCUUGUUGGCAAACUAUGAAUAAGUAUCUAGAUCUGUCCCUCUUCAAACACAGAGGGUUCCUGAUCUAUUUGUCAGGAAAUGUCAUUAUGUUUAUUGGUUUCUUUGCUCCAAUAGUAUUCUUGGCUCCUUAUGCCAAGCACAAGGGAAUUGAUGAAUACUCUGCUGCUUUUUUGCUAUCUAUCUUAGCCUUUGUUGACAUGUUUGCUAGGCCUUCAAUGGGACUCGUAGCAAACUCCAGGUUUAUCCGGCCAAAGAUUCAGUAUUUUUUUAGUUUUGCUGUUUUGUAUAAUGGCGUCUGUCAUAUCUUGUGCCCUCUGGCAACAAAUUACACUGGCUUGGUGAUAUAUGCUGUAUUUUUUGGGUUUGCAUUUGGAAUGGUUAGCAGCGUUCUUUUUGAGACAUUGAUGGACCUCGUUGGAGCUGCCAGAUUUUCCAGUGCCGUUGGACUUGUCACCAUUGUGGAAUGUUGCCCUGUACUCAUAGGCCCUCCUCUAGGAGGUUGGUUAGUAGAUGUUACUGGUGAAUAUCAGUACAUGUAUUUUGUCUGCGGAGUGAUUGUGACUGUGGCCAGUAUCUGGUUGUUCAUUGGCAAUGCCAUCAACUACAGGCUUUUGGCAAAAGAAAAGAAGUUAGAAGAUGAGAAGCAGAAUGCACAGAAGAAUGCUGACUCAAAGGAAUCAGAACCAUUGACAAACAAUGAGAAUGAAGAUGCUUCCAGCAGAGCUGAUAAAGCUCUUGAAGAUCCCUCAGAAAGAGAAACCAAUAUUUAAUCUGCAAUAUAGCUCAUUUAUGACUUCCAUGAGAAAUAGAUCUUCAAGACACCGGCCAGGUAUUGUGGUAAUAAUGAUCAGUCCCAGUAUUGGAUUGGAAGAGAUUUUUGCCCCAUGGCAAGACUCGAAGUUAAAUUACUAUCUACAGUUUAUUUAUUUCAGCAAUACUAAAUUAAGAUGACAGAGGUAGUGUCUUCGUGCAAAUGAGUCCCUCAAAAUCUGACUCUGGACAAACAAGUGUCAUUUAAACCAGACUAUAAAGCCUUCCAAUGACAAAAAAAUAUGGUUUCAAAGGUAUAUGUAAUGCAGAAGUAUCUCCUACUCUUACUUGGGAAGAUACCUUUGUUCAUCUUUAGAGUAUGGUUAAAGUCUGUUGAAAUAAUCUGCCCAAACUACUCAUGCCACUAAUAUAAAAGAAUAUAACCUCAAAGAUUUGUUUCAAAAGAGAGACUGAAGCACACUGAAACUGCAGUU